Molecule: messenger RNA, 1125 nt
Organism: Sparassis crispa
Lineage: Eukaryota; Fungi; Basidiomycota; Agaricomycetes; Polyporales; Sparassidaceae
Exons: 5
Coding region: 1-1125 (374 amino acids)
Biological process (GO): protein dephosphorylation
Molecular function (GO): cation binding; protein serine/threonine phosphatase activity
Source: RefSeq, a predicted model, not a curated record
AUGUCUCCUGUGGCUGCCUCCAGCGAUCCCGCGUCCCCCGACAACCGUCUCUCCAUCCUCUCCGACCUCUCCUUGCCACCAGCUCUUUCCUUCAAAUGCGCUGUCAUCGACUCUAAGGGCCCCCGCCGCACCAUGGAGGACGCACACUCCAUCGUCGCCCCCUUUGCCGGCGUCCGCGGUCAGGGUUUCUUCGCCAUCUUUGACGGCCACGCAGGAAAGCAGGCCGCAGAGUGGUGUGGUCAUAACUUCGCUCAGUGCCUCUUGAACGUCCUCAGGAAGGACCCCACAGCGAAUAUUCCCGACGUGCUCAACCAGUGCUUCCACGAAGCCGACAGUAGCCUCUCCAAAAUGUCCGAGGCCUCCGACGGCAAGAUGCACUCCGGGUGCACCGUCGUCACCGCCUUCCUCCGCCUCGAGAGCCCCGACGGCACCCAGUCCUUCCUCCCCCCAGGAUUCGACCCUCUCGUUCCCCCAGAGGACGACGAGGACGACGGGACGGGACGCGUCAGCCCCUCGGACUCCAAGAAAAGCGGCAGGAGCCGCUUCAAGAACGCCCUCAGGUCCCUCGGCGACGUCGGCGGGCGCCGUGCGUCGCAGUACGACGACGACGCCAACGCCAGCGCCAACUCCAACGCCUAUACGCCAUCCGUGUCCGCGCCCAUCCGCCGCGUGCUCUAUUGCGCGAACGCGGGCGACGCGCGCGGCGUGCUCUGCCGCGCGGGCAAAGCCGUGCGCCUCACGUACGACCACAAGGGCUCGGACAAGCAGGAGGCGAAACGCAUCAUGGACGCCGGCGGCUUCGUCAUGAGCGGCCGCGUGAACGGCGUGCUCGCGGUCACGCGCAGCCUCGGCGACUCCUCGAUGAAGGAGUUCGUCGUCGGCGCGCCCUACACGACCGAGACGGAGUUGAGCGAGGAGGACGAGUUCUUGAUCCUGGCGUGUGAUGGGCUUUGGGACGUGGUCGAAGACCAGGCGGCUGUGGAUCUGGUCCGCACACUGCUGGAGCCGAAGAAGGCGGCAGAGGAGCUGUUGGAGCAUGCAUACAAGAAUUACUCGACAGACAAUAUGACCGUGCUGGUCGUGCGAUUCAGGAAUCCGCCCGAAAGCACGUCUGCGUCCCAGUGA